This is a messenger RNA of Alosa alosa (allis shad), 3140 nucleotides long. It is a transcript of the gene arsh, whose product is annotated as arylsulfatase H. NCBI's taxonomy places the organism in Eukaryota, Metazoa, Chordata, Actinopteri, Clupeiformes, Clupeidae. Gene Ontology annotation, molecular function: arylsulfatase activity. Bases 154 to 1923 code for a protein of 589 amino acids. The record is from RefSeq and is a predicted model, not a curated record. The transcript is spliced from 11 exons.
ACGAAUCGGUAACACAGUUGCAUUCUUUGCUGCAGACAUGGUUUGCGAUUAUAAAAUGUAACACUUGCCUAAAACCAAACUGAAGACGUGUACAGCAGGUUACUGCAUUCAUUCUGCAUUUGCUAUAAGCACGAGUGAACACUGAAUGCAUCCAUGGAGCACUUUAGUCUGUUGUGGUGCUUACCAUCGGGACUCCUUAUCCUCAUUGUUUCUGCCAGAUACUGUGUCGGACUGGACAAUGAAUCCAGUCCCAAACCCAAUUUCGUCCUCAUGAUGGUGGACGACUUGGGUAUUGGAGACAUUGGUUGCUAUGGAAAUGACACAAUCAGGACCCCAAACAUUGACAAACUGGCUCUUGAUGGAGUGAAACUGAGCCAGCACAUUGCUGCCGCUCCUCUGUGUACCCCUAGCAGAGCUGCGUUUAUGACAGGCCGAUACGCCCUGCGGUCAGGGCUUGGGGCUGUCGGAAGAGUACAGGUGAUUCUUUUUUUGGGUGGCUCUGGAGGACUCCCUCCUAGUGAGACAACGUUUGCCAAGCUCCUGCAGAGAGAGGGCUACACGACUGCUAUUGUUGGAAAAUGGCAUUUGGGGCUGAAUUGUGAAAGCAGGAAUGACCACUGCCAUCAUCCCAACAACCACGGUUUUAACUAUUUCUACGGGCUUCCUUUCACUCUUUUUAAUGACUGCAAGCUUGGAGAGGGCUCAGAUGUGUUAGCUGACAUACAACUGAAGCUGUGGAAUCUUACUGUCCUGCUUGGUCUAGGCCUGCUUACUCUAGUCUGUGUGCACGCUGCUGGCCUGUUGGAAGUUAGUAGAAUGCUGAUGGUUCUCGUCGCUCUUCUCUGGCUCCUGGCUUUUGGGGUGUGGUAUGUGCCAUUUCGCCUCCACACCUGGAACUGUAUCCUUAUGAGAAAUCAGGAAGUAGUAGAGCAGCCCAUGAACCUCGAAACACUCACAGAGCGCCUCGUCAAUGAAGCUGAGCACUUUGUUGAGAGAAACCAGCACAAGCCUUUCAUGCUGUUCCUUUCACUGGCACAUGUGCAUACUCCACUCUUCACAUCCAAAGGCUUUGCUGGAAAAAGCAAACAUGGCAUCUAUGGAGACAAUGUUGAAGAGGUGGACUGGGUGAUAGGCCGGAUGGUGAAUGCCAUUGACAGGCUCAACCUCUCCAACAGGACCCUAAUCUACUUCACUUCAGACCAUGGCGGAUUCAUAGAGGACUCGGAUGCACAUGGACAGAAAGGUGGCUGGAAUGGAAUCUACAGAGGAGGAAAAGCUAUGGGGGGUUGGGAGGGGGGAAUCCGUGUCCCCGGAAUAUUCCGCUGGCCUGGUAGACUGGCUGCAGGAAAGGUGAUAGAUGAGCCCACCAGUCUCAUGGAUGUCUACCCCACACUGGUGAACCUUGCCGGAGGACAGCUGCCAAAGGACAGAGUGUUGGAUGGCCAUGACCUGAUGCCACUGAUGGAGGGCAGAACGGAGAGGUCCGAACACGAGUUCAUGUUCCACUACUGUGGCAUGUACCUCAAUGCUGUCCGCUGGCAUCCCCCUGGCAGUGAUGCCAUUUUCAAGGUGCAUUUCUUCACUCCCAACUUUUCCCCGCCUGGAGCAGGCGGUUGCUAUGAGAUUGGGAUCUGCAUGUGCCACAAAGAGUUUGUCACCUACCUCGACCCUCCGCUGCUGUUCAACCUGGCCACGGACCCGUCCGAGAGCACUCCUCUCUCCUCGGAGACCGAGCCUCGCUACGCUGAGGUGCUGCAGAGGGUCAGCCAUGCUGUGGAGGAGCACCUCCAGACACUGCAGCCCAUGCCCAACCAGUUGUCGUGGGAGAACGUCCUGUGGCGGCCCUGGCUUCAGCCCUGCUGCGGAACCUUCCCCUUCUGCUCCUGCUCGGAGGCCAACGGCACAGUACCAUCUGCAGCAUGACCACAGCACAGUAAACACAGAGGUUUGCGGUCACAGGCUUCUGGCCAUCGGGUUCAUCUCCACAACAAAACACAGAAUGGGUAAAAGUGUUCAUGAUGGGGGCAAUGUUUACCCAUGCAUGCAGGUGUAGUCCUUGAUAUUUGUAAAUGCUAAGCCAGAACUGUGAAUUUACUGUGAAUUCGGUUAAAUUCUUCUCACAUUCCUUCAGCUGUCUGUCCAGUGUGUGUUUAAAUGGAACAAAAACCAAGUGGCCAAGUCAUACACUACUCCGGCUUAGUUGCUUCAGAAGCAUGGAAGGGAGGGAUAGCAAUUGAUUGGUUUCUGAGCUCAAACACUAAUAACCUUUCCCCAGAAUCAGUGACUGUAUCUCUAAUAAUUUCUGAUCCCAAAUAUGGUGGGAAAUGGAUAUCAUCAUGCUUUAUAGGGAUUUUAUCAGGGAAUUCAAACUUAAACUAAAAGUGUUUGUUUAUCAAUGACAUUCUCUUUGUCUGCUUAUAUUGAACAACUUAAAGGAUAAUUCAGGUAUUUAGCACUUUGAGUCCCUUUUCUGGUUUGUUUGGGAUGAACUGGUGGUCACCAAAAUUUUGACGAUGGGUCCUGUCUCAACAUCUGACUCGUUUUGAAUCACCUUUGACUACUUCAGAGUGGCUGCCUUUAAAUACAAAGCUAAUCUAUAAUGCAAGUGCACUUUCAGAUCUAUCAAAAUUGCCUCCAAAAGAGUUAUUCUGAUUCCCUUCAGUUGGAAGAGGAACAUGACUGAAAGUAGGAUUGAAUAGGUUGUACAGCUGACCAGGAGGAGGCAGUAUAUCCCAGGUCAGUGGAAACACUUCUGCAUACUGCACUCCAGUCCUUCGUUUGUGUUCUUUAAUUGUGUCAACAUCUUGUAAGGGAGUAUGCUGUGAAUUUUAUUUUUUUCUUUACAUCUAAAGAGGGAAUAUAUUAAUAAAGGAAGUGAAAACUCCAUCUUAAAUAUUAUUCAUGAACUGUUGAAGAAGAGAAACCUUUAAAAUGUGAAGGCUGGUAUUAUGACUAUUACAGUAUUAUGCCAAACUUGCAGAGUUUAGGUGUCAAAACCAAAAGGGAACGCAUAACCAUGCCCUUGCUCAUGGGAACAAAAUCUUUUUCUUUUCUUUUUUUUGCUUUGUUAUUGCAACUUACCAGUUCUUUGUGCCUUUGGACACCUUGUGUUAUGUAUUCAUUAAAAUAAUUUUAUCAAA